Messenger RNA from Anarrhichthys ocellatus (wolf-eel), 4650 nucleotides. It is a transcript of the gene spag6, whose product is annotated as sperm associated antigen 6. Gene Ontology annotation, cellular component: acrosomal vesicle; axoneme; microtubule cytoskeleton. The transcript is spliced from 11 exons. Gene Ontology annotation, biological process: sperm axoneme assembly; epithelial cilium movement involved in extracellular fluid movement; neuron projection extension. Lineage: Eukaryota; Metazoa; Chordata; Actinopteri; Perciformes; Anarhichadidae. The record is from RefSeq and is a predicted model, not a curated record. Gene Ontology annotation, molecular function: microtubule binding. The coding region runs from base 2386 to 3909 and encodes 507 amino acids.
CUACAUUUUUCAGAUUCAACGUGUUUAUCAUGAUUUAUUUCAUGUGUGUUGGGAUAUUUUGAAACGGUCUGUUUAAACAUGCAUGCUCAUGAUAACUCUGUUUCUUUGAUAAAAGAGGAUUCUGCGUGUUUACCCCAGAAGUCUCGUUUCGACGGGUUUUUUGGAAGUGUUUCAGACAUCGAUCUUGUUCCAUCUGAAGGGAACAUAUACGUGUGUAUGGCGCUGUUGGCUUCAUGGAAGACAUGGAGGGGAAAAAACAACUUUAAAUUGCCUUUUACUGGAAAAAAAAAUCAGUUUCUUGUAGCUGCAGUGGAAUCAGAUUGCUUAUCCACCACGUCUUUAACGCGUUUUAAGCAGUUUUAGAGAAUCCACGUGUAAAUAUAAACAAAAUGCAUAUUUAAUCAGCGAUGGUGUUAUUCUCAUAUCCCCCUUUGUUCUACGGGAAUGACGUGGGCUCCUGUUCAGCUCCAUGUCAUGCUCAAUGGCAAAUGUUUUGAUGUCUCCCGUGUUUUCCGUAUUUGUAUAUCGCUCGAUUGUAUGGACAACCUAUUGUAUUGUUACUGUUGCACAGUAUAAAACAUCUAAAUAAAACAUUUUACACUUACUGAAGAACGAUUUUCUCUGUGUGAUGGAAGAUCACGAGUCAGUCUGGUGUUUUGCAUUAAAAGCAACCAAAUAAAGGAAUAAUUCAAAUGGGCAGAAGGUGCAAAGCGCCAGAUGUCUUUGUGAAUCAGCAGUGAUGUAGAUAACUCGGUUAAAAGGAGGCCAGCUAUGCAGCUAAGAGGUCUGGCCCGUGAUCCAAUCAUGUUUCUGAAUGCAUUCAAUGAAGAUUGAAGCCUUUUUUUGUUUUAUAUUGAUUUAUCGCAUGAGUAAUUGCAUUUACUGCACUGAAAUGCAGCUGUUUUAAUGGGAAAUUAAAAUGGACUUUGUUUCAUUUCUUUACGAGGCAACAAUUCAUUAUUUUAUGUUGCUGAACUGAAUUUCAGUGUGAUUUUCAUUGUCAAGUAACGCUCAUCGUCACAAUUUAAGCAUAUCUUGGACGCUUAAAGUAGGCUGACCAAUGGUAAAACAAAAAAAAGUUUUGAUUAACUAUUUUUCUUUCAAAAUUUUCUUUCAAAAUUAUUUUUUUCAAAGUUGAAUUGAUAAUAUAAAAGAAAUAACCUACGCACAGUUGUGAGUUAAUGUUUAAACCACUCAAAAAUAUGUGUUGGGCUAAUAAAAUCUAGCUUUCCAAUAAAACCUAAACAUUGGCCAAAAUAAAUAAAAGGCAGCAGAGUUUAAGAAAAGGCCUUUAUCAAACGGAUGGACAGAUGAAAGAAUGAUAUCAGAUUGGAAACACGUGUUUACAUUUUAGCCUAUUCUCUCACAGAACAUCUUCCUUACCUCAUAACGUCGACUUAUAGAGCAAUACAAACGAAAAUGUUGCUCAUUUGGAUUUAGUACACAGAUCUAUUCUUUAACUGAGUGAUGGUACAACUACUGUUGUAAUUAAAUAUGAAAAUGAUCCCUCCGGUAAAAACAUGACCUCAAACGGAAUCGAAAACGCACUGCAUUUAUAGGCUACAUCUGGUGUGAAAAAACGUGAGUAUGAUCUAAUUACAAAGACACCUUUUAGGUUUAUGUUAGUGGAUUUUAAAAUACGUUGAAUUGUUUGUUAAUUAGGCUGCAUAACAUGUGUUACCUUUGAAAUAAUAAUAUAGGCUUAGUAAUAAAUAAGUCCUGGGUCGGAUUAUCUAAAAUAGACUUUAUUUCAGCCAUUGAGUUGUAGGAUAACAUGACCAUGUCUGUUUGCCCGAUUGGACUUAUUUCUAUUCAUAGGCCUACUUUUGUUGAAAUUCCUUCACAUAUUGUUAUCAUCGCCUUUUCUUUUCUGUCAUCUGCAGGCUAGACAGCACAAUUAGACCCACGCAAACACCAACCGAGAGAAGGAGGGUUUGGAGUGAUCACAUUUCAAUGAGCCCACAUUUUAUAACGGCUUAAUAAUAAUAAUAAUAAUAAGCUUUAUUUUGGCCAUGUCACUUUUUAAAUACUGGAUUUACAAAGAGCAACAAGAAGAACUCGUACAGGCAGCUCAUCUGAGGACAAACUCCUCGAGCAGGCAAGGCCAGCAGAAGUUGAAAAGAAAGAAAUGAGCACAAUGCCAUGCUGUGCAGGCUAAAAAAAGGCGGAUUGCGAAAGUGGCAGGGUGAGUCAUCUUUACACGAGACGAUCUUCGACCGGAGCGACAUUCUGCUUCCUGUCUGUUGCCACGCCAACACUUACCAACAACACCACCCAACUCAAACCUGGAGACGGCCAGGAGAAACGCUGCAUUGAAUCCUGUGAUAAAGUCAUUAAAAUAAAUAAUAACUCUUUAGGAGGAGGCGUUUUUCCAUCAGGGUGACAAUGACUCAACGACAGAUCAUUCAAGUUUUUGAGCAGUAUCAGAAAUCAAGGAUGCAGUUUGUGCAAGCUGUCGCUGAUCUGGCAGCCAGACCACAAAACAUAGAAAUCCUUCAAAAUGCUGGUGUGAUGUCCAUGCUGCGUCCCCUCCUGCUGGAUGUGGUCCCCAGCAUCCAGCAGACGGCAGCUUUGGCUCUGGGCCGCCUGGCAGACCACAGCGAUGACCUGGCCACGGCCGUGGUGAAGGAAGACAUCCUGCCCCAGCUGGUCCACUCUCUGGUCUCGCAGAAUAGGUUCUGUAAGAAGGCAGCAGCGUUUGUGCUGCGUGCAGUUGCCAAACACUCCCCUGAGCUGUCCCAGGCUGUGGUGGACUGCGGGGGAGUUGAUGCCCUGGUUCUCAGCCUGGAGGAGUUUGACCCCGGGGUGAAGGAGGCUGCUGCCUGGGCUCUGGGCUACAUCGCACGACAUAAUGCAUUGUUGUCUCAGUCGGUCGUGGAUGCGGGUGCGGUCCCCCUGCUGGUGUUGUGUCUUCUGGAGCCUGUGAUGGCCCUCAAACGCAUCGCAGCUUCCACCCUCAGCGACAUCUCCAAGCACACACCUGAACUUGCCGAGACUGUGGUGGAGAAUGGAGCCAUUGCACAUCUGGCACUGAUGAUCCUCAACCCAGACGCCAAACUGAAGAGGCAGGUGUUAUCAGCCCUCAGUCAGAUCAGCAAACACUCGGUCAGCCUGGCAGAGAUGGUGAUAGAGGCUGAGAUCUUCCCUGCAGCGAUGGCCUGCCUCAAAGACCCAGAUGAGUAUGUCAAGAAGAACGUCACCACUCUGAUGAGGGAGGUGGUGAAGCACACACCGGAGCUGUCCCAGGUGAUUGUGAAUUGUGGUGCCAUGGGAGCUGUGAUAGACAAUCUGGGCGAUUGCUGUGGAAACCUGCGGUUGCCUGGGAUCAUGAUGCUGGGAUAUGUGGCAGCUCACAGCGAGAGCCUCGCCAUGGCUGUCAUUCUCUCCAAGGGGGUGUCCCAGCUGGCCUUGUGUCUGUCCGAGGAGCAUGAGCCUCACAUCAAGGCGGCCACAGCCUGGUCCAUCGGCCAGAUAGGUCAUCACACCCCUGAGCACGCUAAGGCGGUGGCCACAGCUAACCUCUUGACCAAACUGCUGGAACUCUACAUGGACGCCAACAGCUCAGAGGACCUGCAGGCCAAAAGUAAGAAGGCUCUAAAGAGCAUUCUGCAGAAGUGCACCUACCUGCCAGGUCUGGAGCCCCUGCUCUACGAUGUUCCAAGCAACAUCCUCAAACAUGUUGUCUGCCAGUUCAGCAAGGUGCUGCCUAAUGACAGUAAGGCUCGCCGUCUGUUUGUGACCAGCGGGGGGCUGAAGAAAUUGCAGGAGAUCGACGCAGAGCCUGGCUCCCCUCUACAGGAGCACAUCAACGCUAUCAACAGCUGUUUUCCUGAAGAGAUAGUCAGGUACUACUCCCCCGGCUACUCAGAGGUCUUGCUUGAGCGGUUAGAGAAAUACCAGCCAGCUUAACAUCAGUUCAAACAACACAUCUUUAUGAAAUGUUAACAUGAAGAUGUACCAUACAGUAAAUCAAUGCUAAUUAACAUGGGAGUUUUCCAUUUUUUGUACGGUGUCUGAGUUAAGUUUGUUUUUUACACCUUUAAAUGCAUGUUGGCAGUAACUGCAGCUCGUAUUAGGACAGCUAUAGAUCGUAUAUGCUAACAUUGUCACGAUACGUUAUGUAAGAGACCCUAAAAAUGGAAAUAAAUAAAUAAAGGACAUUUAAUGGAGCUUCAUGGAAACGAUUCUCUUAUGCCCCAAUAAAGAGGUCAAAGGUCAGGUUCAGCAGAGCAGCCACAAUGAAGAUGGUAGGGGAUUAUUGUGUUGCACAGACACUUCAGCAGGCUGGAUGCUUGCUGACUCAUGGAUAAGAACCCUUGUUUAAGAGAAGCUUCCCGAAAGCACAGCUCAUAUGCAUCUUCACUUUUCAUUGCACGCAACUAACAUGAUUCUCUAUCUGUCUCUGCUGUUGCAUGGGUCAGACUGCCCCCUGGCGGCCACGACUCCUCACUGCAGCUCAACUGUGCGUUUAUGCACGCUUGUGUGUGUGUGUGUGUGUGUGUGCGCGUGUGGGUGCAUAUGCAGCAGCUGCAGCGCACAUGGCAAGCCUCUUUGUUUAUUGUCUGCUGGGUUGUCUCUGCUUGUUCUUCACAUUGUACUGACGGUGCAAAUGAGCCUCCGCCUCUUACCGCAGCGGAGAUCAGAACAUUC